CAGACCUGGGCGGCCCAAUCACAUGAUUCACAUGUCACGUCCGGUUAUGUCACUCGCCCCGCUCGCCCCGCUCGCCGCGACGCCAACAUUUCCCAGCUGAUUGUGUUGUGACUUGUGAGAGCAACCAAGCCGACUGCCGAUUGCCGAAGUGCCGACUGCCGAUUUCCGGCGAGAACGGUGGAGAACGGCCUCACGCGCGCCGCACGCGCAUCUCUAACCUCCAACCAGUCCAACCACUCCAACCUCCAAGUAACCUUCCCCAGCACCAACUCGGUGCGGUCCAUCUGUUCUCUAGUAGAAUCUCAUAUAAAUGGGCGUGAUUGUGGUACGUUUAUCGUAAUUUAAUUAUGUGGCAUGAAUUCGUCCGCCGUCCUGGUGUCUCUGUGCGUUAUUCGCAUCGAGACUUGUGACUCGGAGCUGGAAGAAACCACCAGCACCAUGGCUGCAAAGAAGACGAGAGGUUGCAGAGAACCAAGGGAUAUCAACGUCGAGACUUAUACAAACCUGGCGGAAACCACAUCCGCGUUACUGUCCAGUCAGAGCACAAGCAAGCCACAUUCGUUCUCGAGAGCCAAUUCCGAAGAGACGUCCUUUGCCAAUUCCAAUCAUGUCGCGAGUUCUGCUCCGGGAGAGAUAACCGGUGCCGCCGCUUGCACCUCACCAGAUCAAAUCAGUUUUAUCUCUGGAAACCCCUUUGUCGAAGUUACCAAGGGCAUCCUUCAUCUCUUCAAGGAAGAUGAACUGACUGAAAUGCGCUGCGCUGCGGAUCGCAGCCACACCAUCUGCAUCCUGUCGGUACCGGCGACAAUGACUUGCCACGAUCUUUUGACUUUCACCGCAGCUUGCCAUCAGGACAUACAAUACUUUCGAAUCCUCAGAGACGGCAGCCCCAACCAGUACAUGGCCCUGAUCACCUUCAGGUCGUCGAGCGCGGCGAGCGAGUUUUACGAAACCUUCAAUGGUGCUCCCUACAACUCUCUCGAACCAGAUGUGGUUUGUCACAUGGUGUUUGUAUCCCGAGUCGAAGUAGGGGACAAUGGAAUGCCUCUGAGCGGGCAUACAGAGUUGCCAUCGUGUCCCGUCUGUCUCGAAAGAAUGGACGAGAGUGUCGAUGGAAUCCUGACGAUACUGUGCAACCACACGUUCCACUCCAGUUGCCUCGUCAAAUGGGGCGACACAUCCUGUCCGAUCUGUCGAUACGCCCAAACGCCAGAGCCACUGGCGGACAGUCGUUGCAUGGAAUGUGUUGCAGAUACUAGCAACGAUGCACUGUGGAUUUGCUUGAUCUGCGGCCACGUAGGCUGCUCGCGUUAUCAUCAGGGUCAUGCGUUCGAACACUACCGGGACACGCACCAUUGCUACGCUAUGCAGUUGGGCAACAAUCGCGUCUGGGAUUACGUAGGUGACAAUUUUGUGCAUCGGCUACUGCAGGACAAAGAUGGUAAGAUGGUGGAAGGUGGUCACUCGGCGAUCAAGAGCGAGGGGGCCGCUGUAGAGGACAAGGUAGAUUCGGUACAGUUAGAGUUUACGUAUUUGCUAACGUCACAGUUGGAGACGCAACGACAAUACUAUGAGGAGAGACUCAGCCGCUCGGAGCAACGUUCCAUGACAGAGAUUACUGAGCUGAGGGAUAAAUUUGAACAAGUGCUCGAGGAAAACUCACAAUUCAAGAAACAAUUCGCGACGUUCAACCGUGACAAGCAGAUGCUGGAUAAGCGUCUGCAGCAUUCCACCAAUAAAUUGGCACAAAUACAAACGGAAUUGACGGAGGAAAAAGAUUUACGAAGGGCCCUACAAUUGAACCAGACUUCCUGGCAGACGAAAUGCGAGAAAUUACAAGAUGAAUUGUCUACCAAAGAAGCAGAGAUCACCGACUUGAAGGAGCAAAACCGGGAUCUCAUGUUUUUCCUCGAGGCUCAAAAACAAAUCGACGAGUCCGCCGAUCGAAGUGAAAUUGCCGCCGGACGUAUCGUUAUUCCUCCAAGCCCUAAAGACGGGAAACCGUCGGGGACGUCUCGAUCUCGGGGACAGAAAAAUCAAAAGAGGCCAAAUUAAUUUUCUCCGACCUGUGUCGCCUUCUUUUCAACUACGUUUCGCAAUUCUUCGUCAGUAUGCAAAUGUAAUAUUUCGAAUAUCACACGAUAGCAGCAACGAUUAUAACUCGAGGAGAAGGAAAAACGCUAUACAUAUGUAACAAGGACGGCACUGCAGUUACUUUUUAUUACAGUUUUUGUGUGAGGAAGAAAUAAUAUACUAUUUUGCUAUAA
Vollenhovia emeryi is the source of this 2267-nucleotide messenger RNA. Its product is annotated as BRCA1-associated protein. The record is from RefSeq and is a predicted model, not a curated record. Gene Ontology annotation, cellular component: cytoplasm. The coding region runs from base 355 to 2055 and encodes 566 amino acids. NCBI's taxonomy places the organism in Eukaryota, Metazoa, Arthropoda, Insecta, Hymenoptera, Formicidae. Gene Ontology annotation, molecular function: ubiquitin protein ligase activity; nucleic acid binding; zinc ion binding. The transcript has 4 exons. Gene Ontology annotation, biological process: protein ubiquitination; Ras protein signal transduction.